AUGAAGCUUAUCGUCUUCACGAUCACUGCCCUCCUUCCCGGCCUCUCCCUCGUCAGCGGCGCGAAAACGUGGGCCAAAGGCAAGAAAGGAAUGUGCUGCAAGAGUACUCUCGACGCCUGCCACAAAUUGGGCUACUGGGGUUGUGCCGUUUCGGACCGCUCGUACUGUGUUCGCGAAACCAGCGGACUCCACGGGCCAACAGCAUGGUGUAACGAGUCCUGUCUCGAAUCCGAGAACUCAGAGGGAGUUGACGCUAGAGAUGCCAAGGAUUACAUCACCGACGGCGGCGCAUUCGAACCUACGCUUUCAGUCCACGACAAGUCACGGAUACAAGUCGCCCGAUUGGUGCUUGCCGACGAAUCGUACUUCUAUCGGCGACCACGGCUUGAUUAUCCGGAUGAUGCGCUGCGACGCUCGUAUACGUGUCGACAUAAGGAACAAACCUAUAACUUAAUGAGAAUCCGGAGGUUAAUCUUCCGUAUCUCGAGCAUUCUAGUCCCCUAUACUAAGCUCCCGAGUACAAACUUCGACGCGUAG
Messenger RNA from Zymoseptoria tritici IPO323, 537 nucleotides. RefSeq lists its product as uncharacterized. The transcript has 7 exons. The coding region runs from base 1 to 537 and encodes 178 amino acids. The record is from RefSeq and is a predicted model, not a curated record. NCBI's taxonomy places the organism in Eukaryota, Fungi, Ascomycota, Dothideomycetes, Mycosphaerellales, Mycosphaerellaceae.